Yamadazyma jaroonii is the source of this 963-nucleotide messenger RNA. NCBI's taxonomy places the organism in Eukaryota, Fungi, Ascomycota, Pichiomycetes, Serinales, Debaryomycetaceae. The record is from the annotation of a GenBank genome assembly.
AUGGCCAUUAAAUUAUCCAAGAGAUCAGAAGAAUUGGAUAGAGAAGUCAACGAGAAGUUCGUUGAAGCUCCUAAAAAGCUUACCAGUUAUUUACUUAUAACAUUAGUAUUAUCAGUAAUAAUUUUUAUCCAAAACUUAUACUUACUUAAUGAUUCAACCAAUCCACAAUUUCAAUUAGUUAUGAAAAAAGGUAAUAAUGACAGUGAAGAGAUAUUGAGUACCAUGAAAAAUUCCCUCUUAAUGGUAUCAUUCCUUGCCCACGAUUUUAAAGCUGUAUCUUUGGAUACUAUUGAAAACAUUGAUACUUUUGAUGCCGGUACCAAAUAUGAUUUGUACUAUAAUGGGUAUGGAAAGUAUGAAUUCAAUAGCUCUGAAAUAUCAUAUUUCAGAGAAACCAAUGGAUUAGAUAUUUUCGAAGAUUUAAUCAAUGACGUUGCAGUUCAAGUGUCAGGAAUAUCAAAGUCCAAUACCACAGCAUUAGUAAAUCCUUUAAUGAGAACUUUUACCCACACUGUCGGCAGUGUUAGUGAAAUGUAUGAUGAAUACAAAGCUACUGGUGAUAUACCCGAACAUUUUAAUGAAGAUACGUUGAAACUUGGUAGAAGUGCUAAUAACAUUGAAAAAUUUGCCAAAUUCAUGAAAAAUUACCCCCAAAUCUCCAUUAUAAUAUCAUUCAUUUCAACUUUAUCAUUAUUCGUAUUGGUAAAUGUCAUGUUAUUCAGAAAUGAUUCCAAAAGAUUGAUUUUGGCAGUUGUUUUUACUGAAUCAUUCCAAACUAUUUGUUUGUUCUGUUCAUGGGCAAGUCAAUAUAGAUAUUAUUAUAAGUUGAACAAAGUAUUAACAAGAUUCAAUUUAGCUAAAUUAACUAUUGCCAAUGGAUAUACAUUCUUACAAAUAAUGUUAAUUUUAUCAUUCACAAUCCAAGCUAUUUGGAUUUAUAAUUUCUGUACUAAGAAAAAUUAA